Messenger RNA from Cucumis sativus (cucumber), 1226 nucleotides. Its product is annotated as eukaryotic translation initiation factor 3 subunit G. The record is from RefSeq and is a predicted model, not a curated record. Lineage: Eukaryota; Viridiplantae; Streptophyta; Magnoliopsida; Cucurbitales; Cucurbitaceae. The transcript has 2 exons. Gene Ontology annotation, molecular function: translation initiation factor activity; RNA binding. Bases 137 to 1006 code for a protein of 289 amino acids. Gene Ontology annotation, cellular component: cytoplasm; eukaryotic translation initiation factor 3 complex.
AUUGUUAUUGAGCAAUAUAUGUUUGGGGUUUCCGGUUUCCCCUUAAUCACUUGCCCUAGCGACUAGCAUCCCCAAUUCUGUUUUAUCUCUUCGCAUUUCCCUACCCUCUGCCUCUCAAUCCUUCAUUAUCUACCUCAUGGCUCAGGCGGCAAGUCGAUCCAAAUUGCGGUGGGGAGAGCUAGAUGACGACGACGGUGAUCUGGAUUUUCUUCUACCGCCCAAGAAAAUUAUCGGUCCAGACGAGAACGGUGUGAAGAAAGUUAUUGAAUAUCAGUUCAAUGAAGAUGGUAAUAAGGUCAAGAUCACAACCACCACGCGUACUCGCAAGCUCGCCAAUGCUCGCCUCAGUAAACACGCCGUCGAGCGUCGAUCUUGGGCAAAGUUCGGGGACGCUGUGCAUGAGGAUGUCGGCAGCCGUCUCACUAUGGUCUCCACUGAGGAGAUCCUCCUGGAACGCCCUCGUGCUCCUGGUAGCAAACCAGAAGAGCCAAAGGUUGCAGGAGACCCUCUAGCUCAACUUGGAAAAGGUGGUGCUGUACUUAUGGUGUGUCGUACUUGUGGCAAAAAGGGUGAUCACUGGACCUCAAGGUGCCCUUACAAAGACUUGGCACCCCAAGGUGAGGGAUUGGAUAAGGCUACUGCACCAGAGGCUGCAGCUGCUGCACCUGGUGGUGCAACUAAGGGAACUUAUGUUCCUCCAGGCAUGAGAGCAGGAGCAGACAGGACUGGAACUGAUAUGAGACGCAGGAACGACGAAAACUCUGUUCGUGUCACCAAUCUCUCGGAGGACACGAGAGAGCCUGAUCUGCUUGAGCUUUUCCGACCUUUCGGUGCUGUUAGCCGAGUUUAUGUUGCAGUUGACCAGAAGACUGGUAUGAGCAGAGGAUUUGGUUUCGUGAACUUUGUGAACCGUGAGGAUGCUCAAAGAGCUAUCAACAAACUGAAUGGAUAUGGUUAUGAUAAUCUCAUCCUUAGAGUUGAGUGGGCUACUCCAAGGGCUACUUAAAAUGCCUUCUUUUUAUACUCUUUAUCUUUCAAACUCAGUGUGAUUUGUUUACUAUUAUAGCAGGACCCCACCCCCAACAUUUUGUUACUAAAUUAAUGAUGUGUUCUUGAGGUUCCUUGUGUUGAAAAAAAAAUGGUAAGUUGAGGACUUCUUGUACUUGAUAGUCAAAUUUUACCUGCUGUGGAAGUAUAUUUGAGUUUACUUUCGUUGGUUAAAAUCA